Molecule: messenger RNA, 1618 nt
Organism: Hyposmocoma kahamanoa
Lineage: Eukaryota; Metazoa; Arthropoda; Insecta; Lepidoptera; Cosmopterigidae
Product: dynein light chain 1, axonemal-like
Exons: 5
Coding region: 456-1040 (194 amino acids)
Cellular component (GO): cytoplasm
Molecular function (GO): protein kinase binding
Source: RefSeq, a predicted model, not a curated record
GCGGAAUCGUUACUUUGUAAGUGGAAAUUAGUGUGCUACGUUUGAUGAGAACCAUAAAAAUAUAAUGGUUGUGUGACCUGUGCUGUUCUAAUCGUGUUUUUGAAAAUGUUUUAUCUUCGUUCUGCCCAAACAAGAAGCACAUAAAAAUAAAGAAUAAAACAGUAGAUGCGAUUGUCUGUAAGCCGGCCUCUGGCCUUAUCAUCAUAACUCAGUUUAUAAAUGCGAAACUCAAUAUUGGUUUUUCGGCUUGAAAUAUUAAUUAAAUCAAAAUUCAAGAGCUGAAUGCAGUCAAUUGCCGUCCAGUGGCGCAGCAAUUAACCGUGCGUGUAUAAAGUAAGCGGUAGGAAUCCCGCCAUUGUUGGUGGAUUACAGACGAUGAUGCAGCCAGCGGUAUGUGAUGACGUCUGUAGACAUCACUUUACAAUGCUACUUUCGACCCCUUCCAACGAAACGUGAUGCUACUAAAUCAAGCCCUAAAACCGUUGACGUGUAAAGAAGCCAUCACCAGAUGGGAAAAGGAAAAGGGCGAAGUCGCAUCUGAGGCUACAGUCAUAGAGAUGCAGUUUCAGUGGCCUCCGAUAGAAAAGAUGGACGGAGCUCUCUCUACGCUUGUCAACUGCGAAAAACUAAGUCUCUCCUCAAACAUUAUUGACAAAAUCGCAGGCAUUGCUGGCAUGAGGAAUCUGAAAAUUCUUUCGCUUGGUCGCAACAAUAUUAAGACAUUGUCUGGAAUCGAAACGGUUGCGGAAACUCUUGAAGAACUGUGGAUCAGUUACAAUGGCAUCGACAAACUGAAAGUGAUGACUGCCAUGAAAAAUUUGAAAGUUUUUUACAUAGCAAAUAACAAUAUCAGAGAAUGGGCAGAAGUAAAUAGAUUACAGGAUUGUCCCAACUUGCGAGACCUCGUGUUGUUCGGGAAUCCUGUGAUGGAUACGCAAGCUGACGCAGAAACCUGGCGCAAUCAGGUGCAGAAUCGCCUGAAGCAAGUCAGCAAGAUCGAUGGUGUGCCCAUCGUGAGAGUAGAGGAUUUUGAAGGGUAAUAAUUACCCACCCGGCUAAUUCAUAAGGCGUACAGUAAUGUUAUUUUGUAAUUUAUGUCAUAGCGUCUCUGGCAUACAUGUUGUUGGUCUAGUAGUAGGCGAAAAGCGCUAAACGCCGAAUACAUUUAAAUGUACUUAAUAGAAUUACAUGCUUCAGGGCCAAGCACGUAUGCCUUGAGUUCUUUUUAUUAAAAACGUACUUUUCUAGAUACUCUACGUUCAUAUACUAUAGAAUACAGUAUAGCGUUCAAUGUGAAUACGCUAUUUCAUUAUUAUAUACACUGUACGUUUACGUGACCGUAUACAUAAUAUUGUCUGUGUCUGAAUCAUUUCGUAUUAUUAUAUAUAUUUUGAAAUACACGGAGCCUUGGUAGGUUAAUUUUGCCUAUUAUUUUACCACACGUUUUUGUUUAAAAACAUGGAAAAUGACGAAUGAAUGACAUUUUAACUCAAACUGAUGAAAUAUAAUAUAUAAAAACAUAGCGUUAUGAGGGUGUCAUUUUCAAUUGAUAUUAAGACGCAGUGAGCAUAAAUUAUAAAGUAUAAUGUUAUUGUUACGAAGAGUCGGUAUUUUACUA